UAGCUAUUUCAAUAUUAGAUUAAAAUAAAGUUCAGGUGCUUUCAGGUUUUAAAAUACAUAACAUCGAUAUGAAAACAAGAGGAAUGAACAUUUUUUCGCUGUUCCUUCUGCUCUGUCUCUUGGAGGAUGUACGUUCUUUGAUACCUCCAGUCGUCGAAGCAAGCGAUAUAAAGGUUACAUGCGGUACACAGACUGGAAUGAGCGAGCCACUGAUGAUCGGACCAGUUACUAUAGUUAUAAACGUACAAGAUCUUCCGGAUGUCAGAAACUACACAGUGUAUGCGUUUUCCUCAGACAACCCCCCGUGCGAGUUCAGUGGUUUACUCGAUAACAGCACACAAAAUCCGGGUACUUUCUUCAACAGGUGGUACGCCUACACUUGGAGCGCCCAAACGCUCGGCAUAGGAUCGCUAGGUCCAUGUGGAAUGGAAAGGAAGAAUGCCAGCACAAUUCAGAUUAAGAUAGAAGUGGUAGAAGGUACAUGUACAUUACUGACAGACGAAGAGAAGGCGUUUAAUGCAAGCACAAUUCAAAUGAAGAUAGUAGUAGUAGAAGGUACUUUACUGACAGACAAAGACAAGGCGUUUGUAAUUGAAUGUGUGUACAAUCCAGCGGGAACAGGUCCAAUCUCGACAGUUAAUAUUGACAACGAUAUAGUACCGCCAGAUGGUGAUGUUAGCGCUACUGGUACUCCGAAUCAGCUUGAUAGAACGUAUGGAUUGACCCUCAUCUACUCUACAACAGCCAACCCCGUUUCCAACCCUGUUAAUAUUGGAACUCACGUCCAGUUAAGAGUAUUGGCGAGUGGAGACGAUGAUGGGACCAAUGGCGCAGUCGGAGAUGAGAACGGCGUCCGUGUUGUAUCGUGUACAGCUAAAAACGAUGACGGUUCCAAGCAAGUUGUAAUCAUAAAUGAAUACUGCAGAGAUUUGACAUCAGAAAUCAAAUGGGUCCCCAUUUCGCCAGUACCAACGGACCAAGUUGGAUUUACAAGCAAGUACUUACAGUCAUUUUCACCACCGUUUGAGAUGUUUGCUAUUACUGGAGGAAGCAGACGCAAUCUUGUGACGUUCACAUGUGACGUAGAUGUAUGUCGGACCCAAGAUAAUUGUGAUGGGGACAACUGUCCAUUGAAACGGCGAAAACGUGAACUCCUAAACAGCAUCCGUGGUCCUAAAUACAGCAACGUCGGAGAUGGUCACAUUCAGUUGACGGCAUUGGUGAUGGUACAAUAUGUCGACCCAACGUCUGGUAAUAGUGGCGCAGAAAAAUGUUCACGGAUAUCUGGAAAGCAGUUUUGGAUCCUCAGCUUUCUCAUCAUUAUGCAUCAUGACUCACCUAACUAGACAUUCAUUGAAACACAAUUAAAAUUGUUACCCCCAUUUUUGACAUUUUUGUUGUCUAGAAGUGUUCUAGAUGAUAUCAAAGUUUAAGAAAAUUUGAAUCAUGUCUAGAAAUAUUUUAAAAAUUAGGGCCAUUGUGGUGGGUUUGGGUG
This is a messenger RNA of Owenia fusiformis, 1495 nucleotides long. Lineage: Eukaryota; Metazoa; Annelida; Polychaeta; Sabellida; Oweniidae. The record is from the annotation of a GenBank genome assembly.